ACGGGAGUUAGGUCAAACUCCAUUCACGGCAGCAAUACAGUCCUAACAUACUGCAUACUACAAACCACAUCUCGACCAAUCCCCGCACCACUCCUCUUGGAGUCUACCAGAGCUAAAGCAGUUGAGUGGCGGGACUUACUACGCAGAAGCUCACCGAAGAUCUGGGACCUCUACCUCACAAUCAAGAAGCGAGCUCAAAGAAAUCACUGGUUUAUACUAGCUCGUAAUCAGGAUAUUGGAUAUUGAAGCUAUCAGUGAAUAUUUAAAAAUGAUGCGUUACUGUUAGUUGAUUGGUUACGUUCUAUCUGUGAGGGGGAAAUAUUGAUAAAACCAUGAUUUUCAUUUACUCGCAACAUUGAUAACUGUUGUUUUUUGAGUUAAAAUGUCGUGCAAGGAAGCUUCUCCGGUUACAAGAAGUGGUCUUAUAAGUACUAGUGAUAUACUCGGUUCUGGAAAGAAGUUCACAUGGGUUAGCAGGUAAAUCUAAACAUUGUUUGCCGCUGUUUCCACUGCUUUGUUCAUUGGAGACAAUGCCUCCCAUCGAAAAUGGUGAAAAAUGAUUUUAGCGUAUGGGCUUUUGUGAAACAGUGUAUCGGAAAGGAAUUGUCUAAAAUUACAAUGCCAAUAGUACUGAAUGAGCCGCUAAGCUUUCUACAACGAAUCGCUGAAUAUAUGGAGUAUUCUGAAUUAUUAGACGAGGCAGUUAAAGAAAGUGAUCCUGUUAAACGCAUGGAGUAUGUUUGCGCUUUUGCUGUCUCCAGUAUGUCAUCAAAUGCAAAUCGUAUUGGUAAACCGUUCAAUCCAUUAUUAGGCGAAACAUAUGAACUACAUUAUAAUAAUUUUGUAUUCGUUGCAGAACAAGUUUCUCAUCAUCCACCGAUUACAGCUUUUCAUGUAGAAUCAGAAAAUUAUCAUCUACGUGCUACUGUACAGUUUAAAAUCCGUUUUUGGGGUAAAUCAAUCGAUGUUCAACCGAAAGGUUUAGUCACAUUAGAAUUAUUCAAUUAUAAUGAAACGUAUACAUGGCAAAAUGUUAAUUUAACACUACACAAUGUAUUAAUGGGUAAAAUAUGGAUGGAACAAACUGGUUCGUUACGGAUUACAAAUCAUACGUUAGGCAUUUAUAGUCAGUUAGAAUUUCUACCAGCUAAUUGGCUCGGUCAAGGAGCUAAUCGGUUCGCAGGGGAAUUAUACGCUCCAGCAUCUUUAAACAAUACAGUGAUCAGAUCGGCUUCGUCGAAUUCUUCAUCAAGUGUUAACACGGCUAACCCUAGCAAGUCUAAUUCACAUGUAUUGGAACGUGUAAUUUUUGGCAAUUGGUGUCGAGGUCUAUUCACUGUUGAACCGAAAAUAUGGAAUGAAAGAGAAGAAGUGAAUGGGAAAGGUAAUCCUACUGAGGCAGUUGUUAAUAAUCCGGAGUUGACUGAUACACCAGAGUAUGGAUUUGAACUGCCAUUAACUGGUCAGUGUUGUCUAUGGCGUGCACGACCAAAACCAUCUGAUUCAUCUGACUACUAUAGUUUUACACAGUAUACAAUUGGUUUGAAUGAGUUAAACUCUACUGUGAAUCCAUCAGCUGAUGAUGUCACUACUACUGAUCACAGUAAUCAUGACUUUGAAGUGAAUACCAAUGGUAAUAUGUUGAAUUGUGUGACGAGUGAAAUCCCGUCAAGAAAAAAUUCCAUCUAUGGGAAAUUUUUACCACCUACAGAUUCAAGAUAUCGACCAGAUUUACGCUUAUUUGAAAUGGGUAAAAUUGAUGAAGCAGCUUCUGAAAAACUUCGUUUAGAAGAAAAACAACGUCAUGUACGUAAAUUGUCAAAUCAACGGAAAAACAGCGGUGGUGGUGUUUUCAACUGGAGCUUAUCAACAACUAAUCAUAAAACAACUGGUAGAGAUUCAUGUCCGAUUACAUCAGAUUCUAAGGAAAGAGUUAGUGGUGCUACUACAACCACUACUAAUAGUGGUAGUGGUGGAGGUGUUCGAACAUGUAAUCCUUUUCGUAGAACAGUUUCAACUAACUCAACUGUCAAUUCUUCUUUGGUGACGAAUAAUAACCUACCUAAAGAUGUUAAUUCAAUUGUUGUUGGGCCUAUAUGGUUUAUUGAAUCAGUUAAUCCGUUUACUAAACAAGAAGAAUGGAUAUUUACUGGAGAAUAUUGGAAAAGAGAUUGGAGAAAAUGUCCAGAUUUGUAUUAAUUCAGGUCUAUUUUGUUCUUCUUUUUUGAUUAGAUUAUACCAAUACUUAUACACACACACACACACAAGUUAUCUGACAUCUGUUCAUUUAGUUCGACGCUUUUUCUCACUUGUUGUAAUUAUUGUAUUUUAAUUUAGAUGAAUAAAAUUCAGUAUUUGGAUUCUGUAAACAUGACAGCUGAACACUGUCAAGUUAGGCUUCUCUAUUUUUAAAUCUUUAUUUACGAUUAUUAAACAAGCAGAUAUGGAACACUUCAUAAUUAUUUCGAUUCAUCCACUCUCUCUUUCUCUCUCUGCCACUCUGCCGGCCUGUAUCUCGGAGAUUAUUUUUGCAUUAAGUAGCAUUUAUUACUAAUGCUUAACUCAUCUUUCCCAUCCCGCUUACUUUAACACUCACACAGACACAGAGGAAAACACAAAUCAAACAUUUAUUUAUCUUAUUUGACUCUAUUUUCGUUUUGAUAUAUUAAAACAAAUUAAACAAAUAUGUGAACUUAUUUUGAAGUAUCCACUUAUCUCUAUUUUCUCUCUCUCUCUCUCUCUCUUACAAAUACCACCAUCAUCAUCAUCAACUUUUUCGUUAUUCAUUUCAACGUCUUACUUUUUUCGACAACAUUCGAUUUCCCUGUGAUACAAUAGUCAUUUUUUUCAAUUCGCUAUCAAAUUUUGGCUUAUCACGGACAUGUCAUUCUCACACACGUACAAAUACACACAUACACACACAAUUACAGAAAUACAGCGAGAAUCGAUAAUC
Messenger RNA from Trichobilharzia regenti, 2953 nucleotides. NCBI's taxonomy places the organism in Eukaryota, Metazoa, Platyhelminthes, Trematoda, Strigeidida, Schistosomatidae. The record is from the annotation of a GenBank genome assembly.